Salvelinus sp. IW2-2015 is the source of this 4255-nucleotide messenger RNA. RefSeq names its product potassium voltage-gated channel subfamily B member 2-like. The record is from RefSeq and is a predicted model, not a curated record. Gene Ontology annotation, biological process: potassium ion transmembrane transport; protein homooligomerization. Gene Ontology annotation, cellular component: voltage-gated potassium channel complex; dendrite; neuronal cell body. Gene Ontology annotation, molecular function: delayed rectifier potassium channel activity; protein binding. Lineage: Eukaryota; Metazoa; Chordata; Actinopteri; Salmoniformes; Salmonidae.
CUCGAUCCUGUGCGUCUUGCUAUACAGAUAGCCCCAUGGUGCGCUCAUCCGUUUAUUUUUACAUGUUCGAUAUCCGAGGACAACCUCUUUUAUCAUAUCCCCAUGGAGUGUGCCAUUUGCAGUUUUACUACUGGUAGUAGUAUUUUCUCACUACAAGGACGAUAUUUCUCUGUUUAUUUCUAAAUGUGACAAAGAUAAAAUGUGGAAGACAUCCUCUACUCCAGUUACAGACGGUUUGCGGUACUAGCCGGAUGGGAGGGUAGCCUAAUCACGGAUAACCUGCCUCUUCAAUUCUCUUCGAGGGAGAGGAGUUUGGUUUGAAAGAUAAGAGUGAUACAAAAAGUUGAAGCCAUGGGGAAACCGGUUUGAAGUUCAUCUCACAUUCAAAGUUGUUGGGCCCAAUCCUAAUUGAGGGGUCAGUGGAUUUGACCUGACGUAGCAUAACACCUGAACUGUGACCAUUAUGGCGGAGAGAGCAGGCUUUGGUAUCCCCAAAAGCAACUCACGUCCUGUAGGCUCACUCCCACCAGAGCCGAUCGACAUCAUCCGUACUAAGGCUCGAUCCAGAAGAGUCCGCAUCAAUGUUGGGGGGCUGGUCCACGAGGUCCUAUGGAGGACCCUGGACCGUCUCCCCAGGACCAGGCUGGGUAAACUCAGAGACUGCAAUACCCACGAAACCUUAAUGGAGAUCUGUGACGAUUACAGCUUGACUGAUAACGAGUACUUCUUCGAUAGGCACCCAGGGGCGUUCUCCUCCAUUCUGAACUUUUACAGAACAGGGAAGCUGCACAUGAUGGAGGAGAUGUGCGCCCUGUCCUUUGGCCAGGAGCUCGACUACUGGGGUAUAGAUGAGAUCUACCUGGAAUCCUGCUGCCAGGCCAGGUACCACCAGAAGAAGGAGCAGAUGAACGAAGAGUUGAGGAGGGAGGCCGAGUCUCUCAGAGAAAAGGACGGGGAGGAGCCGGAAGAAGGCUGCUGUCCAGACAAGAGACAGAAGCUGUGGGACCUCCUUGAGAAGCCUAGCUCUUCUCUUGCUGCUAAGUUCCUGGCCUUUGUCUCCGUCUUCUUCAUCGUUCUAUCAACAAUCUCAUUAUCACUCAAUACCUUGCCAGAGCUACAAGUCGUUGAUGAGUUUGGACAGGUCAAUGACAAUCCCAGCCUAGCGCAUGUUGAAGCUGUGUGCAUCGCCUGGUUCACGAUGGAGUACCUCCUCCGCUUCCUCUCUUCUCCUGACAAGUGGCAGUUCAGCAAAGGCCCACUGAACGUCAUUGAUUUACUMGCUAUCCUGCCCUACUAUGUAACUCUCUUCCUGACCGAAUCCAACAAGAGUGUUCURCAGUUCCAGAAUGUCAGACGAGUGGUCCAGAUAUUYCGUAUCAUGAGAAUCUUAAGAAUUCUAAAACUGGCCAGACAUUCCACUGGACUGCAGUCCCUUGGGUUCACCCUUCGGCGCAGUUACAAUGAAYUGGGUCUGUUGAUAUUGUUYYUGGCUAUGGGYAUWAUGAUCUUCUCCAGCCUGGUAUUCUUUGCYGAAAAAGAYGAAGAUGCCACMAAAUUCACUAGUAUUCCUGCUUCAUUCUGGUGGGCUACCAUUACCAUGACAACUGUAGGUUAUGGGGACAUWUAUCCACAAACUCUUCUUGGUAAAAUAGUCGGYGGGCUCUGCUGUAUUGCAGGUGURUUGGUCAUUGCAUUGCCCAUCCCCAUCAUUGUGAACAACUUCUCAGAGUUUUACAGGGAGCAGAAGAGACAGGAGAAAGCCAUCAAGAGGAGAGAGGCCUUGGAGCGGGCGAAGAGGAAUGGCAGUAUUGUGUCUAUGAAUCUGAAGGAUGCGUUCGCUCGCAGUAUGGAGCUUACGGACGUUAUGGUGGAGAAAGGUGAUGAGAAACGGCCAAUGGAUAACCAUCUCUCACCUAGUAGGUGGAGCAGUAGGCAAGGCAACUCUGAGGUUAGUCCAAAAUCCCAGGCGAGGUAUAAAGAGGUUGCUCAACUGGGAUCUCCAGAUAGGGUCAAUCCUCUAAGAACCAGCCCACAGCACCUGAAUGCCAAGAUAUUGGAGGAGAUGUACAACAAGAUGACGACCACUGCCAACGUUGGCUCGGGAGCUCCACAUGAACAGAAGCUUAAGGAGGAAAUGGAAAUGAGGGUGGUGUCUUCUGGACUAAAGCCCCCCCUAAUUAGGGAACGAGUCAGCGGUGACCUCAGGAGCCCAUCCAGCGUGGACAGCUUCGCCAGCUGCACUACAGAGUUCAGUGUGGCAGAAAGCAGUGCCCUCCUCCCUAACGUAGCAGGACGGAAGGCACCUCCUCCCCUCGACCUCAGCCAGAUCAGCUCUAUGGAACCAAAACCCCAAGAGAAUGUUCCGCCGGCUACCAUCAUCAAGGAGGGUCUUUAUGAGUAUGUCUCAAGCAAUCCAGAGGGGGCGUCACAGGGGGAGGAUAAUCAAAGCUUUGACAUGAGCGUUGAAAACAUCCGCAGUUCUCUUAGAGGCAACCCACAGAAGACGAAAGCUCUAAAAGUGAAUUUCAUUGAAUCUCAGGCAGAGAUGCCAUCAACGCCUCCCUGUGCUACUCUGUCUCCACAAGGAUACCAGCCCUCCCCACCCCCAGGCCAGGCCCCGGUGACCAGCCCACGGGCUCCAGGAGAGUCAGGCCAAGGAGAGGAUGCAGCCAAGGGCUUAGAGGGCGAAGGUCAGCCUUCCAGCUUAAGCCACAGGGGAAAUCACAUGGACAGGGCCGCUGUCUUCAGCCCUUUGUCACCUAAAUCAACCAACUGCACUACUCAGGAAGUGGUUGUUGCUGGCAACGGUGAAGGAGAGGCAGGCAACAGCCAAAAGGAAAACCACAUAGUUCUGGAUGGAAGUCUAUCUCCAUCUUGUGAAACAAGCAUGUGACUAGUAUAGGUGGAAGGUCAAGGAAAGAUUAAACAGACUCUCUGUUGUCUAUGAAGAACAAAAAGAUGAAGCACACUAAUGUAUUAAAAAAUAAGUUGUCUGCAUGGCUUGACAAUUAUUUUUUCUGAUAACAUCACUGUUUCUGAAGACCUAUGAGAACUGCUGCUUGCUGCAGACAUUGAACUUUUAACAGUGAAUUUUACUAUAAGGCUCCAAUGUGAGCAAAAAAACAACCUAGUAUGAAUGAGGACAUUUAUGAACAAAUUGUACUUUAUGGUCCUGGACUUUUUACGCAGCUAGCUGUACAUUGCAAGUUUCUUUUUUUUAGCUUGCUGAAUAUUUUUUUCUGAAGUGUGGUGGGACAAGGACAUCGACUGAAGAGGGGAAUGUGGAAAGACUUUGGGAUUUUUAUAUAAGGCCUCAUCAUUGGUCGAGCAGUAUCAAUGUCAUAUCAUAUUCUGUUACUUGAUAUGGCUUGCAUUAAUUAGCAAAGUUUCGAUUCCAUCUCAUGUUAUUGUAUCUGUUUAGAUUUUGCACCGUUCUCAAUCAAGUCAACCGAGAGAUAUACUGUAUAUGGAACAAGCAAGGGCCUCCUAGUUCAGGGAAAUGAGAAAUGAAUCUAAGCAAAAAUAAAACGAAAGUGCAGCAUAUUAUAUAACAAUUCUUAAACAUCUGCCAAUAUGGAAAUAGACCAAUAAGAAAAAAACAGUUUUAAUAAUAGCCUAUACAUGGCUAUCUAUGAUUGCUUUUAAAUACUUUAUAUUCUACUAUGUUAUAUUCUGUUCAUGUGAAUGAGCUUAUGUCCCUCAUUUCUAUGUUUAGCAUUGCUGUGGUGCAACCCUGCAUUGAUGGAAUGGGAAAUGGACAAGCCAUAUAAGUAUUGCACCUCAUGUACUGGUAUUUACACUAUGAGAAAAUUGAUUAGAUAAUGGCAUUAUACUUUWAAAAAAAUAGUAUCAUACAGCAGCACUUCCUUCACUUAGAUACGGAUCAUAUCAACUGAAUGGUUAUUCAGGUUCUUCACUAAAAUGGACAUGUAUUAUUGCUGAGUUCCAGAUCCAUCAUGAUCAAAGGAAAUCUGUGUUGUUACACUCCUCACUGUAUUUAUGUUGUUGUAAUGCUGCCUUUUGCUUAGAGAAGUGCAGAAAAAUGUAUUGGAUAUGUACAUGUACGUAUGCUAGUUGGAACAAAUAAUGUGUAUGUUUGAUGUGUCAAGUUUAAUUUAUAUUGUAUGGGGAUGAUUGUGGUCACAGUAGGUCUAAUACGGUAUGGUUUCCCAAAAUCAGUCCAAAGGCCGCCCCUGGGUGCACAUUUUAGUUUACGCCCUAGCAUUACACAGCUGAUUCAAGUAAUCAAAGCUUG